This is a messenger RNA of Lynx canadensis (Canada lynx), 938 nucleotides long. RefSeq names its product outer dense fiber of sperm tails 3 like 2 (gene CIMAP1D). NCBI's taxonomy places the organism in Eukaryota, Metazoa, Chordata, Mammalia, Carnivora, Felidae. Gene Ontology annotation, cellular component: cytoplasmic microtubule; cytoskeleton. The record is from RefSeq and is a predicted model, not a curated record. The coding region runs from base 1 to 810 and encodes 269 amino acids. The transcript is spliced from 4 exons.
AUGGGGACCCUUGGCUGCAACCCUGCUCCACGGCUGACCACUGAGUGCCAGAGUGUUCAGACCGGCUCGAGGAAGUCCUGUGGGACGGCCGCCUCGGAGAACGGCUCCGGACCGGGCCUGUACGUCCUGCCGUCCACCGUGGGCUACGUCAACCACGACUGCACCAGGGUGGUCAGCCCCGCCUACUCACUCUUCCGGAGGCCCCGCCCAGCGUCUCCACAGGACGUCAGCCCUGGGCCAGUCUACUUCUUGGACCCAAAAGUCACCCGGUUUGGCCGAAGCUGCACCCCUGCUUACUCCAUGCAGGGCCGGGGCAAGUCUCGGGGUCUGGAGGUGACACCAGGCCCAGGGGCCUACAGCCCAGAGAAGGUGGCCCCUGUGCACCAGCGGACACCCCCAGCUUUCACCCUGGGCUCCCGCCUGCGCCCACAGCUCCAGGACACCUCCACCCCUGCUCCUAACACCUAUACCCUGCCCUCCCUCUGGGGUUCCCAGAUAUUCAUUAAGCCCAGCAGCCCCAGCUACACAGUGGUGGGCCGCACGCCCCCCGCCCGUCCCCCUCAGGACCCUGCUGAGAUCCCAGGCCCGGGCCAGUACGAGAGCCCCGACCCCAACACCUACCGUCAGCGCCAGCCCGCCUUCACCAUGCUGGGCCGGCCCCGUGCCCCCCGGCCCCCAGAGGAGACUCCUGGCCCUGGCACCCACAGCCCUGAGCAGGUCACCAUGACCAAAGCCCGGGCGCCAGCGUUCACCAUGGGCAUCCGCCACUCCAAACGCACUCCCACCAUGGUUGUGGACACCAUGCCCUGACACCUUUGGGAUUAGGAUUCCCAGCUGCCCCGGGACCAACCCAGUUUACCUGUGUUGUCACACGGGGUGUGGGCAGGCCCCUCCUGGGCCUGGCUGUGGAGAAGACACAACUUGCCUUCCUUUUUUUG